AAUUUUGCUUACACUCAAAACUACCAUAUAUAGAUUCUAAAUAACCUCGUCGUAUUCGUUCAUGCCAUUAAAGCCACAGUCGCUGCUCAACCUCGCCGUUUCCACAACCCCUCGCCGCCGGAGAUAAGCCAUAGUCGCUGCUCAACGUUUCCACAGAACUUCGUCGCGACUUUCUUCGCCCUUCGAUUGCGACCCAGCCGUCAACCACACCGAAGAUCGACUCCCUCGCCGGAGAUCGCAGGACUCGUCGCUGCAAGUGGAGUUCUUCGCGACUUCCUUCGCCACUCAGAUUGGGGACCAGCGACGCGUGCUUUGCCGAACAGUGUCGAAUAGGGUUUUCGAUUUCGCUUCAGUCGCGAGCCAUUUCUCCCUCGUAUUCACCGCACUGCGUAUUCCUCCACCGCCCAAACCUCAACGAUUCAGGCACACCAGCAAUCGCCACGAGAAUUCGUUCUGCAUCUCCUCAUUUCCGGCAAAGCCAUUACUAGCACGGACGAGAUUUCAUUGUGAUUGGAAAAAAAAAAUAAACCAUUUAUUGCAUCAAAGACAAUUAUCCUGUCAUGCCCAUAGAUAAAUCAUGGAUAUCUAAACCACGAAACACCAUUGAAUACACAAAUGGGUUGAAGGUUUUUUUGAAUUUUGCUUUCAAACAUGAUAAUGGUCAUGCGAUUAAGUGUCCAUGUUCAAAGUGUGGUUUCAGAAAAUGGCAAACUAGGGAUAUAGUUCAAGAACACUUAACAUGUAACAUUUGUUUUCUUUUUUCUUAAUCAAAUGUAACAUGUGCUUGUAUAUAAGGAAUGUUAUAUCAUUUAUUAUAAGUUUUAUCAAGCAAAGUUUCUUAAUUUUAAACAAAUUUUUUUGCAAGCGAUUGCAUUGGAUACAACCUUUAAUUAGAUUGUUUAUUUAGGCAAUAUAACAUCAAUUACUCUUUGUUAAGCAACUUGGGUUAUGGAGAAGUUGGUUUUACACUGGACAACAUGUCUCCCAACUGGAGAGAAGCCAACAAAGGUUCAGCAACAAUGUCAAUAGUGCAGUCUUAAGCACUCAAAUGCUACUAUGUAAUGAAUAGUCUUAUCAAUUCUUAUUAAAAAAAAUGUGCAGCAUGUUGUGGUGAUUAUGAGUGUUGUUCACUGAAGGUAAGGCAUGAGAAACAGAAAGAGAGAAACACUCCAAAGAAACAACGCUCUUCUUUUCUCUGCAACAUUCACAACACUCUGCCAAACCAAAUCACUCUCACAUCUUUCUCUUCUCCAAGUGUUUCUCCUCUAUCCAUCGCGACACCUCGAUACUGUCAAAGGCAACCCAGCCACCACAGUGCGACUUUGACGGGUCGCAGACCCACGGCACUACGAGGACAAUGUAUAGCCACCACACCGCCACGGAUAGCGACGAUUUGGAUGAAGGGCGACCAUCACGAUAUAGAAUUGUUAAAACUCAAGUAGCCAAGAUAAAGUGUUAGGAACAAUAGACAAAUCGGCGACAAACGCCGCAACAACACUGAAGAACAGAAACAAGCACAAGAGAAAUUGAAGGCCAGUAGGGAGCCCAAAAAAUUAAUCACAAUGUCGGAGUGCGAAAGAUAAACAUCAACAUAAAGCCUAACUCAGAAGAAAAAGCGACGGGGAACAAAAUCCAAUUUCAAAUAAGACAAUCACCAAAUGUGAAUAGAAGGUUCCAUACACAAACUGGAUUUUACUUCAAACAGUUGGAAGGGAGAGAAAAGAGAAUCGAAUCGAAUAGAUUGAUGCGCGUGAGUUUCAAAGUGAGAGGGUACCAUGGGCAUUGGAGUGUUGAGAGUGAGUGCAUGGGGAAGGCAAAGGGGAAUGCCAGUGCCUGGAAUUCCCUUCUUCGCAUGCACUCCACCCAUGGAUUGCCCCAAAGUGUUCUUCGAUGUUUUGCUUCUUUCCUUAACUCUGGCCAUUCCCCUGAUCAGUUCACUUUCGCCAUCACUCUGUCCGCCUGUGCAAAGCUACAAAAUGUCGAGUUGGGGAGGGCAGUUCACUGUUGCAUAAUUAAGAGGGGUCUUCAAUCUGCCUCCUUCUGUCAUGGCGCACUUAUCCAUCUUUAUGCCAAUUCCCACUCUCUCACUUCUGCUCGCACCCUAUUUGACGCCGCACCCUCCCCUCAUCUUCACCCUGUUUCUUGGACCUCUUUAAUCUCUGGUUAUGUUCAAGCUGGCUUGCCUGAGCAGGCACUCCAUGUAUUUGAAAAAAUGCUCACCACUACUUCUCCCGCUUCUUUUCCAAUUCUAGACCCUGUGGCACUUGUCACCGUCUUAAACACUUACACCUCUUUAGGAAAGCUGGACAAUGCUUGCCAAUUGUUUGCACAAAUGCCCAUCUCCACCCGAAAUGUUGUGGCCUGGAAUGUCAUGAUUUCUGGUCAUGCCAAGAGAGGCCAUUAUCAGGAGGCUCUUGCCUUCUUUCGUCAAAUGAGUAAGCAUGGUGUCAAAUCCACAAGAUCCACACUCGCAAGUGUUUUGAGUGCAAUUGCCAGUUUAGCCGCCCUCCAUCACGGCUUCCUAGUUCAUGCCCUAGCUAUCAAGCAAGGCUUUGACUCCAGUAUAUACGUUGCAAGUUCUUUGAUCAAUAUGUAUGGCAAGGGUGGGAUGCUGGAUGCUGCACGCCAAGUAUUUGAUGCUGUAUCUCACAAAAAUAUGAUUGUCUGGAACACCAUGCUCGGGGUUUAUUCACAAAAUGGCUAUUUAAGUAAUGUCAUGGAGUUGUUCUCGGAUAUGACAAUAUGUGGCGUUCACCCAGAUGAAUUUACCUACACCAGCAUUUUGAGCUCGUGUGCAUCCUUUGAAUACAUACGAAUUGGUCGCCAGUUGCAUUCAACUAUUAUCAAGAAGGGUUUUACCUCAAAUUUAUUUGUCAACAAUGCAUUGAUAGAUUUGUAUGCCAAAGUUGGGGCUUUGACGGAAGCUACUAAGCUGUUUGAGCUCAUGACAUACCGAGAUCAUAUUUCCUGGAAUGCCAUUAUUGUUGGAUAUGUGCAAGAAGAAGAGGAGGCUGGUGCUUUCAGUUUGUAUCAAAGAAUGAACUUGGACGGCUUUGUACCUGAUGAGGUAUCUUUGGCCAGCAUACUUAGUGCAUGUGGAAAUAUUAAGGUUCUUGAAGUAGGGCAGCAACUCCAUUGCCUGUCAGUUAAGUUGGGUUUAGAAACAAACCUUUUUUCUGGAAGUUCUCUUAUUGACAUGUAUUCGAAGUGCGGAGACAUUGAAGAUGCACAAAAAAUUUAUUCUAGCAUGCCUGAACGAAGUGUGGUCUCCUUUAAUGCUUUGAUAGCAGGAUAUGCUCCAAAAGACAUAAAAGAAGCUAUUAGUCUUCUUCAUGAGAUGCUGAUACUGGGACUGAAGCCAUCUGAGAUUACAUUUGUAAGCCUCAUAGAUGUUUGUAAGGGUUCUGCAAAGGUACUUUUAGGCAUGCAGAUCCAUUGUGUUGUAGUGAAGAGGGGCCUCUUAUGUGGUAGCGAAUUCUUAGGAACCUCUUUGUUGGGCAUGUAUAUGGACUCCCAAAGGCUUGCAGAUGCAAGCAUUCUUUUCUCGGAGUUUUCUAACCUUAAAAGCACGGUAAUGUGGACCGCUUUAAUUUCAGGAUAUACUCAAAAUGAGUGCAGUGAUGUGGCCUUAAACUUGUAUCAGGAAAUGCGGGGCAACGAUAUCUUACCCGACCAAGCAACUUUUGUUACUGCCCUUCGAGCUUCUGCUCUCUUAUCCUCAUUGCAUGAUGGUAGAGAGAUACAUUCUCUAAUCUUCCAUACUGGUUUUGACUUAGAUGAGUUAACGGGUAGUGCCCUUGUAGACAUGUAUGCAAAAUGUGGCGAUGUAGAAAGUGCUGUUCAAGUUUUUGAUGAAUUGCCUAUUAAAAAGGAUGUGAUUUCUUGGAACUCGAUGAUAGUUGGAUUUGCCAAAAAUGGUUAUGCUGAAAGCGCCUUGAAGCUCUUUAAUGAGAUGGCUCAAUCAUGCAUUACUCCUGAUGAAGUAACAUUUCUUGGAGUGCUCACUGCUUGUAGCCAUGCGGGGUGGGUUUAUGAGGGUCGUCAAAUUUUUCACGUCAUGGUAAACUAUUAUGGAAUUGAGCCCAGAGGGGAUCACUACGCUUGCAUGGUUGAUCUACUUGGUAGGUGGGGUUUUCUCAAGGAAGCUGAAGACUUCAUUGACAAACUAGAAGUUGAACCCAAUGCUAUGAUUUGGGCCAAUUUAUUGGGUGCUUGCAGAAUACAUGGGGAUGAAAAGAGGGGACGGAGAGCGGCUAAGAAACUUAUCGAGUUAGAACCCAAAAACUCUUCUUCAUAUGUACUGCUUUCAAAUCUGUAUGCUGCCUCUGGACUUUGGGAUGAAGCUAGAUCUUUGAGGAGAACAAUGAUAAAGAAAGAUAUCCAAAAAAUGCCUGGCUGUAGCUGGAUCGUUGUGGGACAAAAUACAAACCUAUUUGUUGCGGGUGAUAAGUCACAUCCUAGUUGUGAUGAAAUUUCACUAGCAUUAAAGCACCUGACAGCACUAAUUAAAGACAAUAGAUUCCAUGAUGUUGGAAUUUCCUGGGUUAGUUAAAUGUAGUUAUUCUAUGUGAUUGAGUGGACGUCAAGUUUAAUUGGAUCUCAUCACUUGAAGGCUGUUUUAAGGAUUUGAUUCUUGCCAAAUCAUAAAUAUGUUGGUGUUGGGGAGUUUAUUCAACCAAAUCUCAUCACAUGAAGCUGUUUGUGCUAUAGGUUGUAUUUGUUAUGAACUUUUAGCCUUGAUGUCUAGGCAUCUACAUCCUCAAUCAUUGCACUCGAGUUCUGUUUUAAUGGGGAACUUUUGUCCACAUUCCUCUCAGCUUACAUCAUGUUCCAAGUGAUGAAUGGCAUUUGUGUGUCUUUCAAACUCAACUUUAUGGAUAGCAUAAAUAGUUUAUUCGGUAAGUUAGCCCCAUAAACAAUUAUUUGUUGUGAUUUGUCCAAGGAAGGAUUGACGGAGGAGGAUCAACCGACCAGGUGACUCAUGCAAAGAUCUCUUACAUAUCUAGUUUUGCGGCAUUGGAUUGUUUUCUCGAGGUUAUCACUAUUGUUAUUGGAAGGGACAUUCUACUCUAUAAUAAUUUUCCUUGCUAACAAGGAACAGUUAGUGCAACUAAUGUUUGAAACAUUCAACAUAUCAGGGUUUUAUGCUUCUGAACAAGCGGUGCUGUCACUGUAUGCUGUAGGACGUAUCUCUGGAUGCACAGUUGACAUUGGUCAUGGAAAAAUAGAUAUUGCACCAGUGAUUGAGGGUGCUGUUAACCACAUUGCCUCUAGAAGAUUUGAGUUUGGAGGUAUUGAUCUACCUAAUUUCCUUGCUCAAGAACUUGGCAAAUCCAAUCUGCGAGUGAAUCUCAACAUCUCUGACGUUGAGAAAAUAAAACAGCUAUACUCAUGCUGUGCUGAAUGAAUUAGCUUAUCAGCAGACUCAAGAUUCUUGCCCAGUGGAGACAAUACCCUUCCUGAUGGACAG
Vigna unguiculata (cowpea) is the source of this 5470-nucleotide messenger RNA. Its product is annotated as Pentatricopeptide repeat (PPR) superfamily protein. Gene Ontology annotation, biological process: RNA modification. Gene Ontology annotation, molecular function: protein binding; RNA binding. The record is from RefSeq and is a predicted model, not a curated record. NCBI's taxonomy places the organism in Eukaryota, Viridiplantae, Streptophyta, Magnoliopsida, Fabales, Fabaceae.